Messenger RNA from Mercenaria mercenaria, 4789 nucleotides. Its product is annotated as nuclear pore complex protein Nup133-like. Gene Ontology annotation, molecular function: structural constituent of nuclear pore; protein binding. The record is from RefSeq and is a predicted model, not a curated record. The transcript is spliced from 34 exons. Bases 81 to 3494 code for a protein of 1137 amino acids. Lineage: Eukaryota; Metazoa; Mollusca; Bivalvia; Venerida; Veneridae. Gene Ontology annotation, cellular component: nuclear pore outer ring. Gene Ontology annotation, biological process: poly(A)+ mRNA export from nucleus; protein import into nucleus; transcription-dependent tethering of RNA polymerase II gene DNA at nuclear periphery.
UUUUGCAACAGCAUAAGCAACAAUAUCGUAUUGGAACUUCCCGCAAAGAAUACAUGUGCACACGUACAGGUUAAAUCGCAAUGUUUACACCAAGGAAUAGCUCUCUCAGAGCUGGUCAGUCGCCUUUUACUGCUACCUCUCAGGGGAAUAAAUCAGCACAGACACGUCGAGUGGCGAGCGUUUUUACACCAACAAAAAAGCAGAAGUCACUGCAGAGCAGAUCAGUAUUACAGGCUUCGCAAUUACUGGAGGAAACCUCAAACUUUAGAAUUGAAAAAUUUGGCUUACCCUUGCCAGUGUUGAUAACAGAAGCUCUUACAUUUGCAGACAAAAGUACAAGAAUAAGUGUAAAGGUUGAUGAAUCUGGCUGGGCAUGGCUUGUUGGAGGAAGGAAGCUGUUUGUUUGGAGAUGUAAACAGGGACAGACAGGCAGGAAUAUUUUGUGUAAAGAGUUGACGUUGCCUCCCAGUGACUUGGCCCACAGUGCUGCCAGAGUUUGUGUCAUCCCUUGCAGUGGGGACAGUCAGUCAGCCUCCUGUAUUGCUGUGUCACCAGAGGGUGUGGUCAGGUACUGGUCAAAUAUUGCGUACGAAGCAUCGUCAAUGGAGAUCAGCGCUGAACUGAAGGGAGAGGAAUGUGAUUGUGUAGUCAAUCUUUAUCCAUUUGGAUGUUUGCUUGCAACGACGACCAGUUCCUUGGUGAUGAUAGCAGCUAUAUCUGGACAGAACAGUAUAAGCUGCCAUCCCUUGAAGGCUACACAGGGAAUGUUUGCUGGGAUAGGAAGGAGAAUGUCUUCAUUGAUAUUUGGUGGUGGACAGGGGCAGACAAUUGGGACUCCAUUGCAGGCAGUUAUAGCUGGAGUGCAUGAAGAAGAUGAGAGACCAUUUUAUGUACUGUCUGGUACAUACAUGAACAAAUGGGUCAUUGGAGAUUACAACAUGGAAAAGUUUAUGUACCAGAUUGAUGCUGACAGGCUAUUUAGAGAGGCUUUAGCAAGAAAAAUUUGGGACAAAGAUGCUAUACAAAUGACUCAGCUCACUACUUGGAUGUUAGACAUGCAUUUGACAAGAGAUGGUAUUGUUGUGCUAGGAGCAGGAUUUGAUACUGAAAUGGAACCAGUUGUUCAUUACGCUCUAGCUACAAUAGCCACAGAAUGUAGUGGAACACCAUCUAGAUUGGAAGCUUUCAGAGUGCUUCAAUUCACAAAGAGAUACCAGGAGGACAAUGAGGUGGACUUACUGGGCUACAGAUUCCUUGUUCCUGAAAACAGUCAGGACAGUGUAUAUCUCUAUAAUGACUACACAAUUAUCAUGGAUAAUGGUACAGGAGAGCCAUCUGAAGAGUUGCCUGCCCCAGGUGGACGAUUGCUUGGUGCUGGGAACUGUGAGGGUACAGCAGUGUUCUUCUCUGCCGCACAGGGACUGAUCAGUAUAACAUCAAAUCUGAAACAAAAUGUCAGUAUUCUGGAUGAAGCUACGCAAGAACUUGUAUCUAGGAGUGAUGUUACACAGCUAGCCACAAGUACAGCUCAGAUUGAGGAGCUCAGUAUGAGUGAUGAUAAAUCAGCAAGAUUAAAGGCUGCCUUCCUCAGUGCUUGCAGUGGUAAUCUGAAACAAGCGCAAGAUAUUGUGGAUGAGUUGUUUCCCAAAGAUGCAGUCUCGACGGGGAACCAGACUACAGAUAUAGACAGACUGGUUUCUGGUUUAAGUUGUGAUCUCAUUGAUGACUACCCUGCCUCAGAUCCUAGGUGGGCAGAAAAUGUUAAAUCUGAUUCUGGGAGCGGUAUGUCAUCUUUGAUCAUUCUGCAGCAACUGAAAGAUAAACAGCGAGCACAUGAGUACAUUAUCAACUUUCUAAAGAAAGUCAAUCUGUGGGAUAAGUUACGUACUAUAAAAAUUGGAAGCCAUGUAAUGUCUACAAGAUUAUUGCUGUGUCAACAUGCUGAACAACUCGAGGCUGCUAUUAUCCUUAGAGAAAUGCAUUCUGAUUACAGUGCUGUUAUUGACCCAGCUAUUCGUAAAGUGCUCACUGCAAGAGGGGAACCAAUGGGCUCUGGUCUGUCUCCUCAGGAUCUGUUCUACAGAGAGGUGUCGCAUAUCCAUGAUAUAUUUGAAGCGUUAUUGGAGUACGAGAAUGAUAUAAUGUGUGGAAAUUUUGCACCUUCUGACAUCAUAACAGUCAUUGCAUCAGUGAAUCCCAUUAUGGAGGGUAUGUUGCAUGCUGCAGUCCUGUAUCGCCAAACUAAAGCAGUAAUGUAUGAGACUGGGACAGAACUUACACAUACACUUGAGUUUACACCAUGGACUUCAACUGCUGGAAGUUCUGGAGUGAGAACAUUAAUACAUAAGCAGUUUAUGUUGACUUUGGAAUCAGCUGUACCAGAAGCUAGAGAUACAGAGACGCGUGGACAGUUGUUCCAACAACUGCUGUCAUUGGCUGACAACAUUCUAGAUGGUUACACGAGCCAACUGACCUCACUUGCUCACAAAGCAGAGUUUGCAGAGUACACAGUGCAGGUUGAGGAACAAUACAAACAGGAGAGGCAUCAUCUCAUCAGCCCAUUCUUGGAAUAUGAACAGUAUGAACAAGCUGGUUCCCUAGCAGAGAAAUACUGUGACUUUGAGAUGUUGAUAAGAAUUUGUGAGGAUACAGAGAAUCAGGAAAGGAUACAGAGGUACCAGCAGCAAUUUGCUGACAAAGGUUUCUCUGAUUUCCUGUUUGCCUGGUACAUGAAAGAAGGAAAGCAAGGCAGACUUUUGUCAUUACCAACUCAGCAACAAAAACAGUUAAACAGUUUCCUGCAGAAAGAUGAGUUUGGGUACCUAAAGUGGUUACAUGACAUUGAAUGUAAAGAUUUUCAAUCCGCUCAUGAAACAUUGUUGAAUCUUGGUAGAAAUGAAGAACAGUAUUUAGCUAAAAAGAAGACCAUGUUAAGUCUUGCUAAACUUGCAGCAUUAGCCUGUGGAGAUGUUGAAGAACAGAUGAAGACUGAUAUCAGAGAUAUUGAUGAGGAGCAAGAACUUGUUUUAAAUCAGGAGUUACUACCUGUUGAAUUAUUGGAGACUAUGAAUGUUGAUGCAGAGCAUAUGAAGGUUUUAACACCAGUAGAGUUAAUACAGUUGUACAUUUGUGAGGAGAAUACAGCAGCAACAGAAUAUGACUUUAAGAAAGCUCAUGACCUGAUGCAGUUCCUUGAUACCGAGGAUCCAGCCAUCGAUUAUGAAACUGUAAGAAACAGUAUAUGGUGUAAAGCCAUUCUUAGAGACAAAGCAAUCUGGACACACACACCAACAGGAGAUCCUGUAGACAGUGUUAGAGAUACCAUAUUCUUUAAGACAGUUUCACUAGCAGUUACUGAUGGUUGGGAUCCUAGAUCAUUGCUGCCGGACUUGCAGUCAUUACUGACAUGUGAAGUGCUUGCUGCAGUAGCUACAAACAAACAAUUACAGUUCCUGCUUGCUGCCGUGUAUGAACUUGUAAAUAAUUACACAUGAACACAGUUACACUUCCUGCAUGAUGCAGUCUAGCACUUUGCAGAUAAACAAUAAUUCUGUGUGUAAUAUUCUGUAUGUAAACAUAGCAAUGUUUAGUUUGCGCAUUGGCAACUAGACAGCUUAUUAGGACCUGUACCUUGUCUUCUAAAUGCUGCAUUAUACUUUUGUAAGUGUUGGAAGCUCCAGAAACAGCUUUUGGACAGUAGUUUCAUCAUUGUCAUCAUCAUUUUACUCUUGAGGCCAGAGUUUGUUGAUUUUUUGUUACUCAGACCCUCCUGCCCUAUUUUCUGUCAUUUUCAAAAAAAAUGAAAUUUUAAAAAUUUCAAAAAAUUUUAAGAACAAUGAUUGAUGUUAUGCCGAGUUCUGAUGAUGACAACUCCAAUAUUUGUCAGUGUAUUAGCUGUCAGUGUAUUAGCUGUCAGUGUCAUAUCAGGGGUUUUUUUUACGACUGGGGGAAGAGGCCCCAGCCUGUCAUUGGGGGAAGAAAAUAGCCCGCGACGAGCAGUUUUGGGGGAUUUUUUCACUCAGGGGGGAAUUUACAAUUAUGCAUAAUAAACACUUUAAACUAUGUUUUUAUUACAUAUUCUUGCAACUUUUAGCAACUAUACACACUGUCACUUAGCAAUAGAUGGACUUGCACUAAUGUUCACUUAUCAUUGUAACAAGGUGGGUGGGGAGAGUUGAAAUGCUCAAAUCAUUGAAUAUUUAAAGGUCACAUGCUUUUAUUCACAAAAAUAUGCUUUAAAAUAAGAGUUGCUUUUGCAAGAGUCAUCAUAUUAUUAUUAAAUGCAUACUUUUGUUGGCUUUUUAUUUCAAUUGUACUAGAAAAUCUUUUAAGAAAGGAUAAGAAAGUCCGAAAAUCACGAUCGCGAAAACGUGUGACAAAUAUGAAAAAAACGAAAGCAAACAUUAAAAAUUCUUGAUAAAAUUUCAUCUUUUUUCAGAACUAUUCCAUACUUAUAAUAUCUGAUUACUUAAAACAUUUAUAUUUUAUUUUGGUCUAGCAAAAUACCUCGGCAAAGAUAAUAAAUUUGCGUAACGGCCGACUGGCUUAUUUAAUCGAAUCAAGCAAAUAAAAUAAUUACUUUAAAUUAACAACACAUAUUACACAAUACAGCAUAAGCUGUUACCGCUAAUUAACAAGAGGUACAAACACGCUAAUCUGACGCUGCAUUGUUUAUCAAUCAUCUAUAUUACAUACUGAUGAUAACCACGUGUCACUCGGCGCGUGGCGUGAAUGACAUCUGUCAGUAGCUAAUUAACAUACGACGCUCCGCCUACUGUCAUACUUACGC